CCUUUAAUGACCUUCCUUUCUCUACACAGUCAUCACAUCCUGCCCCCCCCCCUUUUUUUUUCAUUGAGGGUUAAAUAAACAAGUGUGCUGUUGGUUUAAAGCUGCUUCACUCCCUCAUUAGGAGCUAAUCUGGUUCUGAAAAGGUUUGUUCCUCCCCGCUGCUUCAACCUGCAUUCAGACGCUACGAGCUUCAUCUGCAUCACAACACACACAGAUUAGGCUAAUAGUAUUAGCGGAUCCUCACCGGAUCAUCGCUAUUGCCAUCAUUAUAAUUGUUAUUAUUAUUAUUAGUUUAAACCCUUCAGCAGAAGGACAGACGUAUUAUUUUUAUAGAGAGAGAAAAACUAAACUGAUUUUCUACUUUGGUAAUUCAGAAGAAAAGGGCGCAAUUAUGCUUUUGUGCUUCAUGUGACACCGGUGAUGUUUUUUAAAAAAAGGCUUCUCGUCGUAAUCUCACACAUCCGCUCGCAGAGUGUCACAGGAGGGAAAACUCAGGUCCAGAUGCACACAAAACUACACCGAAGCUGCAAAGUUUGCAAAGUACUCUCUGUUUGCAGAGUCGAAGGAUUUGACAAUGAAACUAAAAAUGUAAAUAUUUCAGUGACACACACACAGCAGAGAUUAGCUGCUGUGAGGAACCUCAGGGAUUCUCAUUCACAUGGAAAAACCACUUCUUAAUUCUAAUUGGUGGCCGGUGUAAAUCCUCCACUCCCAUUUAAACCAGCAGUCAGCAGUUUGUCUUCCUGCUGCUUCUCAUGUGCCUCAGACUGAACCUCCACUCACCUCUACAGCUGAGUUCAGACCUGCAGAACUUCAGGGAGAAAAUCAACUUAUGGAAUCAUUUUUUGGGGAGUUUCAGUGUAGUUUUUUUAUGAGCAUGCCAGGAGUUUCCUUCUCUUUGUAUUGAUCAGUUAGUUGGAUCAAUCAUUAUGGCAGCUGUGACAGAAGGAAGCCGGCCGGUGUUUUUCUCUAUCGAGCGGAUUCUGGGUUUGCAGCCAGAAAAAAUACCUGGAAACUGCCUGAAACUGCACCGACCCUGGACAGUGAAUCAAGAGAUCAGAGCGGAGAAAGAAAACACAGGAGACAGUUUGUCCUCUAAUCAUCAUCAUCAUCAUCAUCAUCAUCAUCCUCAGCCGCUGAAGUCUCCCAGACCCACAUCUAACUGGUACAUCGGACGCAGACCACGCACAGCCUUCACCAACAGCCAGGUGCACGUGCUGGAGACGGUGUUUCAGGCGAACUGUUAUCCAGGUAUCCAGCUGAGGGAGCAGCUGGCAGGACGGCUGGACCUGGACGAGGACCGAAUACAGAUCUGGUUUCAGAACCGGCGGGCCAAGCUGAGGCGCUCCCUCAGAGAGACCCGCCUCCAGCUGGUUCAGACGGCCGUGGCCGACCUCGGGGUCAGACGCGAGGUCACGGGUCAACCGGAGGCCAGGCGAGAUGUGCGAGGCGGCGUGGAGCUCGCCCAGCGGCUCGCCUCUCGUCUCCAGCUGGAGGUGGAGGAGGAGGAGGAGCGAUGCUGACGGACUCGAUCUGUUUCUGACUCUCAACAUGUAAAUUUAUUCUCUUCCAUCUAAAUGUCAGGACAAAAACACACCUGCAGAAAACUGAAGGUGACAAACACAAGUCUCACAGUGAACAUUUGUUAUUUUUUAAUUUGUACUUUUUUUUUUUUUUUUUACAAAUCUGGAUUUAAUGUUUACAUGAGACAACACAAAAACAAAAACAAGGUGUUGUCUUACAGAUUCAGCAGUUCUGAAGUCAAACUUUGUUAACUGAUUUGUUUAAUGAUCUGUAAAGUGUCUUAACUUGUGAAUAGCUUUCUGUUCUCUUGAAUGUACAAAGUCUAAUUAAAGCUAAUUAAAGUAUUUGAAUGUUGAGUUGGUCCCCUGCAGUAAUUCACGGCACACAGUCAUUAAACUGGAUCAGUUCGAUGGCAAACAUUGUACUUUAGUGAACGAAGAGAGACAAAUAAUUUAUUGAUCCUUUGAAUUGUGUCAUGAAUCUCACACACGAUGUUUGACAACUUAAAAGAUAAUUUUUUAAACUCAUUAAAGUCUCAGUUAGUCAUCAAACUAAUGACAUAACUAACAGUCUCGUUGGUGAAGAUUUACUGUGACUUCAAACAUGAUAUUUGUCAAUUAAAAAUACAGAUGCAUUAAAA
Molecule: messenger RNA, 2164 nt
Organism: Acanthopagrus latus (yellowfin seabream)
Lineage: Eukaryota; Metazoa; Chordata; Actinopteri; Spariformes; Sparidae
Gene: hesx1
Product: HESX homeobox 1
Exons: 4
Coding region: 930-1523 (197 amino acids)
Biological process (GO): forebrain development; regulation of transcription by RNA polymerase II; pituitary gland development
Cellular component (GO): nucleus
Molecular function (GO): DNA-binding transcription repressor activity, RNA polymerase II-specific; RNA polymerase II cis-regulatory region sequence-specific DNA binding
Source: RefSeq, a predicted model, not a curated record